AUGUCCGCCGUGCAGGUCAUGGAGCUUGUCGCGAGACAGGCAUACCAAAGCGCAGCCGCAACGACAACUGCUGCAGCAGCGGCCGCUGCUACUGAUGAAGCUCCACCAGCCUGCGUCGCCGAUAAUGAUUUCGACGGAAGACUGGGCGUGAGAAUCAGUGCCAUCUUUGUCAUUCUGCUCGGCUCUACCAUUGAAUGGGCUUUCUUCAUCGCCAAGUACUUCGGUUCGGGGGUCAUCAUAGCUACUGCUUUCAUCCAUCUCCUCGCUCCAGCAAAUGAGGCUCUUUCAAACCCCUGUCUCACAGGCCCCAUAACCUCCUACUCCUGGGUCGAAGGCAUCGCCCUAAUGACCACAUUCGCCCUCUUCUUCGUCGAACUAAUGGCCAUGCGCUACGCCACCUUCGGCCACCCACCUCACGACGACGCCAACGCCGCCGAACACGGCCACGCCCACACCCACGGCAGUUCCGAGUCCGCCUCCCUCAAAGAGCACAAAGAACCCUCACCCUCUCGCCACGCCCCAGGUGAAGACCACCUCUCGCACGCGCGCAGCCACAUCGACCACGAAGACGCCGAAGCGCCCAAGAAAGACCUCCACCGCACCCCCAGCACCGCGACAGAAGUAGCAACACCACCACAGCAUCUUCAAUCCGUCGGCAUCCACGAAGUCGAAGACUACGCCGCCCAACUAACCGCCAUCCUAAUCCUCGAAUUCGGCGUCAUUUUCCACAGCAUCUUCAUCGGCCUCACGCUGGCCGUCGCCGGCUCCGAGUUCAACACCCUCUACAUCGUGCUCGUCUUCCACCAGACCUUCGAAGGACUCGGUCUCGGCUCGCGCCUCGCAGCCACGCCCUGGCCGAAGGGCCGCACGACGCGUUUCACGCCGUACUGGUUCGCAGUGUCGUAUGGCCUGAGCACACCGAUCGCCAUUGCCAUCGGCUUAGGGCUAAGGACGACGUACGCGCCUGGCUCGCAGACUUCGCUGAUUGUGAAUGGGGUGUUUGAUUCGAUUAGUGCGGGGAUUCUUAUUUAUACCGGGUUGGUGGAGUUGAUGGCGCACGAAUUCAUGUUCUCGGCGGUUAUGAGACGCGCGAGAUUGAGCGUGGUGAUGAGUGCGUUUGGGAUUAUGUGUGCGGGCGCUGGGUUGAUGGCGCUGCUUGGGAAGUGGGCUUGA
Messenger RNA from Bacidia gigantensis, 1173 nucleotides. RefSeq lists its product as uncharacterized. Gene Ontology annotation, molecular function: low-affinity zinc ion transmembrane transporter activity. The record is from RefSeq and is a predicted model, not a curated record. Lineage: Eukaryota; Fungi; Ascomycota; Lecanoromycetes; Lecanorales; Ramalinaceae. Gene Ontology annotation, biological process: zinc ion import across plasma membrane. The transcript has 3 exons. Gene Ontology annotation, cellular component: plasma membrane. The coding region runs from base 1 to 1173 and encodes 390 amino acids.